AUGGGCUCAAAAGACGAGAGCGGCCCAAACGCACCCAUUCACCUGAGCGUCCUCGAAGGGGAAUCGACCUCACUUCCGUGCCCCAUCGACACGGCGACCCGCGAACCAAUCGCAGCCGUCUGGUAUCACGUGGCCACCCGCGUGUACCAACAGUAUGGCGGCUCGCCUUACACCACCAACGGCCACCUGCAAGCAAAGAGGGCGUACGCGAUCGAAGCGCCAGAUCAGUCGACCUCCACGGCGGCGGGAGGAACUACCGGCUUGGUGGACGGAACGCACUGGAAGCAGCCAUUGUGGUCGGGAAGGGCGUUCUUCUCGUUGCUAAGCGACCCGCCUGCGUUGCGGCUCAACCGUUUGCAGCGCUCCGACAGCGGAAGCUACGUGUGCAACGUCACCUACCGCGACAACGUCACUUCCGCCGGCUUAGCGUUGACGGAGUCUCGCGUUGACCUCUUCGUAGCAGCACAGGCAUGCCCUCUGAGCAUCAAGAACGCCAGGGGCGCCACGAUCAAGGAGACAGCCGGCCCUUACGCUGAAGGAGACACCAUACAGUUGACCUGCGAAGUAGAAACGUGUGACCACGACGUGACGCUCACGUGGUACCACAACGGCACGCAGCUGAGGUCAUCGCGCGGUACCAUGGCGACGUCGGACGGCGGCUGGAAGAACGUCGCCACUCUGGGUCCACUGACUCGUCGGGAUCUGCUCUCGAACGUAACUUGCCUGGCGACCAGCAAUGUCUCGCUGCCGGGAGUCGCCACAGUGCUCCUCGACUUAUACCGUUUGGUGGAAUCAUCCAGCGCGGCUACGCAGCAUUCGCCUCCACCCAAUAUCGUCACCAUGACUACGACUUCUGGGCCAGGUCUCGCCCUUGCCGACCGAGAAGCCGUGCUUUUCGAGGCUAUGGGUGCGAUACGCUUUGGCUCGCCGUCUGGAUUCUCUAAGCCCGCCAGCUUCGAGUGCGAAGUCACCGGAAGUCGACCGGCGGCAAACGUCACGUGGUUCCUGGACGGAAAUGCAGUAGAGCCGGCUUUCAGUCGCAGCGUGACCGCGGGUAACGUGACCACCAGCAUGCUCCUCCUUCCGGCGUCGGCGCAGUCAGGGCGCCUUUUGGAGUGCCGGGCAGUCAACGGAAACCUACCCGAGAGCAGAGGGGUGCUGAGCCGCUUCCUCAACGUGGACAUGUCCCGCAAAACGGAAGUUAGCAUUCGUCUUGGCGCGGGCCUCAAUGCUAGCCACAUUGUCGAGGGUGCGGACGUCUACAUGGAGUGUUCGGUGCUGGCUGCAUCGAAGGUCGUCGACGUCACCUGGCGUCACGAAGGAACGCCGGUGAAGGAGCUCACUGGGGACGAUGGACCGUCCGACGCUUUAGUGACGUCUCGCUACCUAGUCAUCCGAGGCGUGACCGCCGACCAGUCCGGCCGUUACACUUGCACCGCCAACACUGCUGAUGGCGAGAGCGUGGAGAGUGUCCCCCUGGAGCUUCGUGUUAGAUACGCGCCACGCUGCGGUGUUCCCCAAUACAAGGUUCUGGCGGCAAGGCCCAACGAGCAACUGAACGUCACCUGCGACGUGACCGCGGAUCCUGGCGAAGAGCUGCAGUUCUUUUGGAUCGCCGAGGACGCCGCCGGAAAGAGGCGCCAGCUGACGCGAACCCAGGGCGCCGGAACACAAUACGCGUGGUUGGAAGAGGGGACUCCGGAACUCCAGAGAUCGAACCAGCUGGAAGUUGUUGUGGACGCGCAUUUGUUUCACGCGACGCUUCUCUGCUGGGCGAGGAACGCCGUGGGCACGCAGCGGGAGCCUUGCAGAAACCGCUUCCAGUUGCGGCGUGACCGAGAAUCCAGCCUCGACUGCACUGUUGGGAACUACACGGACACUUCGUUCUCAAUCGCGUGCUUUUCUCGUCGGCACGGUCGAGCCUUGAGCGGCGAGGCACACGGAGUAAAAGCCACCAAAACCCGGCUACGCAUCGAGCUGUUCGACGCGACGGCGGGUAACAGGUCGGUGCGAGGAUUCUGGGUAACCUCCGCUGAGACCAGCGGGGACCCUCUUUUGCUGACCGGUCUCAGGCCGGCAACGGACUACCUGGUGCUGGCGAGGCUGGAGACGGAAUCUAACACGUUCGUCACUUACGUCAGGACCCUGGCACCAGCCCAGAGCCUCAGAAAACAUAUAGCAUCGACAGAAAACACCGCCGUGCCUCCGCCCAGGGACACCACGGUCCUCGUCAUCGUCUGCGUCGCUGUGGCCGCCACGUUAGGUUUAGCGGCGGCUAUCGGAGCGGUGCUGUGGUUCAAGUACCACCGGAGGAGGUCGCGGCUGCUGAAUGCCACGGUUUCUCUAAAGCGUGCCGAACACAAGGCGUACCUCGCUUCGGACGCUUCGUGCAGCUGA
Rhipicephalus microplus (southern cattle tick) is the source of this 2397-nucleotide messenger RNA. Its product is annotated as B-cell receptor CD22-like. NCBI's taxonomy places the organism in Eukaryota, Metazoa, Arthropoda, Arachnida, Ixodida, Ixodidae. The record is from RefSeq and is a predicted model, not a curated record.